Messenger RNA from Pistacia vera, 884 nucleotides. Its product is annotated as mavicyanin-like. The record is from RefSeq and is a predicted model, not a curated record. Bases 247 to 858 code for a protein of 203 amino acids. The transcript has 3 exons. Lineage: Eukaryota; Viridiplantae; Streptophyta; Magnoliopsida; Sapindales; Anacardiaceae. Gene Ontology annotation, cellular component: plasma membrane. Gene Ontology annotation, molecular function: electron transfer activity.
UCUUGAUGUUGAGUGUCAACUUGGGAAGCUGUCCCGGGUGUUACAGCAAGGCUGAAGGCUCUACCCGACACGCAAAUAUCACCAUGCAUGCAUCUUCAUAAAUAAGGCGGAACCAGAAGCUAUAUUUAGACAGAAAUGGAUGGUCACAACAGAAUCACAAACCCUAUAUAUUGUUUUCGUCUUCGGCAGAAUAUUUCAAAGUGAAUCAGCUAAUAACUCGAUUAGUUCAUUAAUAAUAAAACAACAAUGGCAAUGGCUAAGAGUGCUGUGACUGUGUUCUCAAUCAUGGCUCUCUUUGGGGCGGCCAUGGCAACUACUUACACCGUUGGUGACAAAGCCGGUUGGACUAUCCAAGGCAGCCCUGAUUACGAAAAGUGGGCUGAGGAUAAGACCUUCAAAGUUGGCGAUAUUCUCUUUUUCAAGUAUAAUCCCGCAAUGCACGAUGUGAAGCAAGUGAGCAAGGCAGAUUAUGAAGCAUGCAAUGGAAAAUCCGCAAUCGCAACAUACACCACAGGCGCCGAUUCAAUCACCCUCAAGGAGCCUGGAAAAGCCUAUUUCCUUUGCAGUUUUACUGGACAUUGUAAAAUGGGCCAGAAACUUGAAGUUAAUGUAGUCGGAAGUGCAGCAAGCCCAGACGGUGGCCCGGCUGCAAGCCCAGAAGGUGCUGCUGCUGCUGCUCCAAAGAGUGAAACAGCUUCAAGCCCAAAUGCGAGUGCCACCGAUGCUUCAACCCCAACUGCAACUGAAGCAGGAGGAGUUGCCCCAACAGCACCAACUUCAUCUGGAUCAUCUUCAACCAAAUAUAAUGCUGGUUUGGUUUCGGCAGUGCUUUCAGUUGCAGCUGCUUUUGCUUUCUAGAUAGCUAUUGCAUUUAAUCAACUUUC